AUGGCCUCGCAGUUAGACAAGCUCAUGGACGGCGCUGGCCUGACGUUGCGCAACAAGUCACGACGUCGACCCCAAAUCAGCGCGCCGAAGCCUAUCUCCGGCCCAAAGCCGGCAGAUAGGAGACCCUCGGGUGCUCAGCAGGGUGGUGCAACUUCAGAUCUCGUCAAGCGUCGCUACUCUGCUCGUUUCAACCAGGCCUCGGAUUCAACCUUCGAUGCUCCCCCAGUACCGAGCAUUCCAGCAGAUAUACAAGCGUUCAAGGGCCCGGCCGGCGCGCCCGCUGUGCCCAGUGCACUACAGCCCGGCGGCCCAGGUGUAACACUCGAGGUAAACCUCAGAGCAUUGAAAGAUCCAUCUUUGCCAGUGGAAAAAUAUGUUGCCGGAUUGCUUGCCAACGCCUCCGAAGAGGAGAUUCGAGAAUACCAGCAGAAUUUACGGAAAGUCAAGAACCGUACAUCAACGGAUUUACAGCAAAACGUAUAUCAAAAUCGAACCCAGUUCAUCAAGAUUAGUGAAGAAGCAGAGAAGCUCAAGGGCGAAAUGCGUACUUUGCGCACCUUAAUGUCGGAGCUCACUACAACGCUGGGACAGACUCAUGAUGCUAGUGGAUCAAAUCCACUAUUGGCAGCCGAUGAUCGCGCGUCAAAGCGCAGUAAUCGUAGCUCUGUUGCAAAUCUCGAGAAUAUGUGGAACAUACAGCUACAGACGCUAUGGAAAACGGUCGAAGGGUCCCAAAAGUUCCUGCCGACAAUCCCCGGUAGACAUAUUGUGUUGGAAAGUGGACACUGGGUAGAGCUUGACUCAGCGACAUGGAAACCAAGACGGCCGGUGCAUAUUGUUCUGUUGAAUGAUCACCUGCUGGUUGCCGCCAAGAAACGAAAGCGAAUCGAUCCAAAUGGUCCCAGCCAGCACCGUGGACCAGCUCCAACUAAGCUUGUUGCUGAAGAGUGUUGGCAGCUUCAAGAUAUCGAUAUGAUUGACUUGGGCGCAAACCUUGGGUCAGGAGCCGCACGUGCUGAAGCUGAGCAUAGAGGUGUAGCUCAUGCAAUCAACAUACGCGUUGGUUCUCAAUCAUACACCUACCGAUAUGAUCAGCGUAACAAUACUGCCAAGAACGAGCUUUUGGCAACGUUCCGCAAGACUGUAGAAGACCUUCGCAAGACACUACGAUCUGAAAUUGAGAAUUCAGGCAAGCUUAGCGAUGGAUUUCGCACCCUCGGUCAACUGGAAGGAGCUCGAAAAUCAGGUCUGCACGAUAGCGCCGAGAGCUUCAAAGACAAACCCGAAGUUCGGAUUGAUGUGGACGGUAAACAGCACAAUUUACGAUGGGUAGAAGGCCAAAUCGAUGAACUUGACAUCGAUAUUGCAUUGCAACACUUUGAAGAAGCUGUCUCUAGCGUGGAACGGCUGAGAAAACUUGCUCGAGGCCUCAAAGGGAACGCCGCUGCUCAGGAUGCUAUCAAUCAGAAAGUAGACGAACGAGCAACGACACUCGCUAGCACCCUCUCGCGUACGUUGGUUGACACCCAUUCGUUCUUGGUGUCUACGAAGACACAUGUCCUCUGGCUUGCUCGCCUCGGCUUCGAAGAUCGCGCACGCGAAGCUUAUCUGCGUGCCCGCACCGAAGUCAUUCACAAACGCGUGCGUCAAUGCGUUUUCGAAGGGGACCUACCCUUGUAUAUCUUUCAGAUAUCAUUUGUUUACUUCACUCUCAUCAAAAACACCAUCAGCACCUACCAGCAAUGCUUCCCACCUAUAAUGACAAGUUCCAACAUCAAAUGGGCAAAGGAGCAUUUAGACCAGUUCAACGCCAUACUUGUGAGGCAGCUAAGCAGUGUACAGAGAGGGACGACAGUUUGGCAGAAAUGCAUGGACACAUUAGAUGAUCAGGCUGCUUUGUUGAAAGAGGUUGGAGUGGAUUUCAAUGAUCUGAUCAAGAAAGGCCUCGAGAACGGAAAUGGCGUACAACAGGAGGCAGAUAUUGGAGAGCCUAUUGACGCCGAGGCACAUUGA
Messenger RNA from Talaromyces atroroseus, 2013 nucleotides. Its product is annotated as Exocyst complex component exo84. Gene Ontology annotation, biological process: intracellular protein localization; exocytosis; Golgi to plasma membrane transport. The coding region runs from base 1 to 2013 and encodes 670 amino acids. Lineage: Eukaryota; Fungi; Ascomycota; Eurotiomycetes; Eurotiales; Trichocomaceae. Gene Ontology annotation, cellular component: exocyst. The transcript has 2 exons. The record is from RefSeq and is a predicted model, not a curated record.